This is a messenger RNA of Stegodyphus dumicola, 19303 nucleotides long. It is a transcript of the gene Oamb, whose product is annotated as Octopamine receptor in mushroom bodies. The record is from RefSeq and is a predicted model, not a curated record. Gene Ontology annotation, molecular function: G protein-coupled receptor activity. NCBI's taxonomy places the organism in Eukaryota, Metazoa, Arthropoda, Arachnida, Araneae, Eresidae. Gene Ontology annotation, cellular component: plasma membrane. Gene Ontology annotation, biological process: G protein-coupled receptor signaling pathway.
AUUUCAACUUCCACCGGGACACUCUUCCACUCAACAUAAUAUCGUCUACAGAUGAAAUGCAAAUUCGCGAUAUUAGCAACAACAGAAUAGAAAAAUGCACUGAAAUGCAGCUGAUAAAUAGCAGAUUACUGAACAGAAUUAAAGUUUCUUCAGGCAUUCUGAGUAAUUCUCAAAUUUUAUAGACGAUUGUAACUUAUAGGAUGAAUCCCUAAUGACCAUUCUUCGACAGUUAUGCUGACUUCACAUUACUACAAUCAGCACAACCCCAAUAAUUGUGGGGAUUGCGUGAGUCAUUUUGAAAUUAGGCUUUUGAGUGAUUGGACCUACCUAAUAUUUAUCAGCGGAGAUGCUGGCUGAUGGUUAUAAGCAUAUCCUUGGAUGGAACCCUGGGCUUUCUUGAAAGCAACUAGAUGUUUUUUACCAAUAUACACAUUCUGUGUUUAAUAACUUAUUAUUUUUCAAUUCCUUGUCACUUUAAUUCUUUGAGGCUUACUUCAUUUCUCAGUGUUGUGUUAUUGCAUGCCAUGGAAAACAUCGUUUAGAGAUACUUCUAGUACAUAUUUAGCUAUCGAUAUCUCCUUCAUUCGGCCUGAAAGGAUGGCAAGAAACGUAUUCUGGCUCAGUCUUUACUUAUAGAUUUCAAACUUUCUCAGGGUAAAUGAACAAAAACCUACAUCCUAGUCAUCUGAACUCUAAGUUUAUAAUUGAGAAACAACCACUGAUCUGAGCUUGUUCCGAAUUAUGAUAAGCACUGCAGAGAAUGUAACGCUCAAACUUGCCAUGUCGACGACUACUUUUCCAUCAAGUGUUGUGCAAGACAUUCCAUCAUUUUCCAUUACGACUUGUCCUUCAUGGUUUAGACAAGAAAUUGUUGAUAAUGCCAAAAACAUCUCAAUCAUAGUCAUAUUAGGAUUCAUUAAUGCUGUUGUCAUUGUUGGUAAUUUACUUGUUGUUAUGGCUGUUUUUGCCUCCGCAAAGUUGCGGACGGUCACCAAUUUCCUUAUUGUAUCUUUAGCCAUAUCCGAUCUCCUCGUUGGUUUGGCUGUCCUACCAUACUCGAUCACUCUUGAAGUGCUCGAACUGUGGAUAUUCGGCGAACUAUGGUGCCAAAUGUGGUUAGCUGUGGACGUGUGGCUGUGCACAGCUUCCAUCCUAAAUCUGUGUGCCAUUAGUAUUGAUAGAUAUUUAGCUAUCACUAGACCUGUUCAUUAUCGAACUAUCAUGUCAAACCUAAGAGUGAAAUUGCUCAUAGCGGUCGUUUGGGUCUUGUCAUUCAUAAUUUGCUUCCCCCCUUUAGUGGGUUGGAAUGACCGGGUGAAGGACGGAGAAGAUGUGACUUCGUACAAUAACGUUACUCUUUAUAACGACAUGCACAGAUUGCAUCCUCUCAGUGAGUAUUUUCUUGAGAGUAGAAAUAAUGAUGAGUAUUUAUUUGGGAACAUGACGUCAAACUAUACAGAUGAUACUAAUGGGUAUAACGCUAGUAGUGUCAUUGAUGAAAUUAGGUUUGUAUUACGUAAUGCGACGUCUAGGAGAUGCCCGAAGCCACAGUGUGCUCUCAUAACUAACCAAGGUUACGUUAUCUAUUCUGCGCUAGGCUCGUUUUACAUCCCAAUGCUAGUCAUGUUGUUCUUUUACUACCGGAUUUAUGUUGUUGCAUUAAAGACGAGUCGUGCCUUAGACAGAGGCUUUCGUACGGCAAAAGCAAGUAAAAAUAAGUCAUCAUCCACAUCGUCACAGGAUGGAGGUGGCAAUUCUGACGUCACGUUGCGUAUCCAUCGUGGUCGGCCAACAAAUGAGUCGAUGGUAGCAGCACGCUCUGGAGGAGCAGGUAAUGCGGCCAACAGGAGAUCAGGAGAUAUAUUGGUUCCCCGUCGUAUACCUACUGUAGUCUAUCAUCAUACCAAAGAAUACUCCAGUCCCCGCUGCUUUAGAGAAGAUAAUACCAAGCAUUACUACACCACCAAAGCUGCUACGACAAGCGAUUCUUUGUCUGUACACCACAGUAGGGUGAGAAGAACUAAAUCAGCAAAUGCGGCAACUGCAAAUCUGAGUUUCGAUAAUGGUGGAUCAUCUUCUCGUAUGGCUGAACAUGCGCAGUCUUCAGAACACUUGUCAGUUGAUAGCGGAAGCAGUGAACAAAAAAAUGGCAAACCUGGUCGCCAUCUUUUUACUAGAAUUAGCAAGAGGAAUGCCAGAUGGCAUGCUAAACGUUUCCGAACGGAAGCCAAAGCUACCAAGACUGUGGGCAUUAUCGUAGGUGGAUUUAUUAUGUGCUGGCUUCCCUUUUUCACGGUGUACCUCAUCAUGGCUUUCUGUGAAGAUUGCAUACCUGAUCUAUUGUUCAAAGUGUUUUUCUAUUUAGGGUACUGUAAUUCAGCACUGAAUCCAGUCAUUUACGGGAUGGUCAGUAAAGACUUCAGGUUUGCGUUCAAGAAAAUAUUGUGCCGUUGCAAACUCAAGGACGACGGUGUGACGUCACUGAUACGUCAAAUACAUAUGCCGACGUUCUUCGAGGAAGAAGCGCUCACUGUCGGCGAUACCAUUAGCCAAAGUUAAUCCAUCUUUCCACUUUUCAAUAGAUUUGAAGAAUCCAUUCUACUUAUAUACUUUGGAAAGUUAGGAAGGAUCUAUAUCGCGACAUUAUUUUAAGAAAAUUCAGAACCUUUAAUAUAAAGAACAUAAUCAAAGUAAAGUUUUGUUUCUCUCUAAAACAGUGAAGGCCAAAACAUAAUUUUAAUUUAACCACAUACGGAGGAUAAUUAUCUAGAAAUAUUUUAAAGAGAUAUUAAAUUUCUCAUGAGGGAUAUGACAGCAACUGUCCAGUUCGUUAACUAUAUUCAGUGAGGGUUCGUAAGAUUUUUUAUCCAUUUUGGAGGUCAUAAAAUCUAUUGGGUAAAUCAGAUGUUCCAAACCUCGUGUGAGAUGGAAUAUUAGACUCAUUACUUAUCAAUCUACCAGCAUCCAUGAGAAAAGGAGCAUGAGCCAAAUGUAUCAUAAAGCAGAUGAAACUUAGUCUGGGCUAAAGCAUGAAAGAAAGGGACAGAUGCUGUCGCCUUUUGUAAUUGUUGCGUAUAUAUUAGGUGUAUUGCGUGUAUUACUAUUUACUGUGCAUGCAUUGGAAAUAAAAUUAAUUUUGAUAGCUCUCAUGGGAAACUAAUAUGUUUAACAUAAAUUAGCUAAAUAAAGCACUGCAUCAGGUAUAAUCUAAAGCAGUAUUUAACUUUAAAUGCAUAAAUACUUUAUGAAUUCAUAUUCAGAUAUUCAUUCGAAUGAUAUUAUGAAUUCUUCAUCAUUAUAUCAGAAUGGAUUCUGUCAAAAUCGAUGAGCACUUGUUAAGGGAGGUGAUUAUCAUUAUUACUUCCAUAAUUUUCAGAAUAAAAUGAAACAUUUACAUUCAAUAAAAGAUAACUACUAAAAACGUCCUCUCUUUUAUUGGUACAUCAUUAUAACAUCGAACAUUCUGCAUAAUAUUUUUGAAAAAUACUUGCAGAAAUUUCAGGCAUUUUAGUAAAAUUCUUUAUAAUUUAUUUAGUAAAAUUCUUUAUAAUUUUAAGCAAAUAUAUUUGUGUAAUAGAUUCAUAUAAGAGUCCCUUUUUAUAGAAAAAAGCAUUUUUCUUAGCACUAAAUGAGCUGAUAUAUCGCCAUAUGUUUCAUUCGUUUAGAAUGAGUAAUAAUCGCACAAUAAUUUUAUAUAAUCACACUUUUGAAUAAAGAAUUUUACAAAUUGAAGUGUAGUCUCACAGAAUUUGUAGCGUUAAAUUCCUAAAACACAAUUAAAUCUGCCUGCAAAAAUUCCCAAUAGUUUUUCUUAUUAUUUAUUCAAAUCGCCUUCAACUAACAAGUGCAAAAUGUGUUUUUAACUAUUUCUGUUGUCAUAAUGUGUUUACGUUUGCAUGAUACGUUUCUUGUAAUCAUGUAUUGGCAAAGUGUACUUGUGUCAUGCAUGUGUAUUUGUAUAAAGCAUAUUUGCGUAUGGAUGUACAAUUGUAAAAUAUGUGAUUCAAAUCUAUUCCAUGUUAUACUGCGACUGCGAGGUGAGUCAAAAAUAAGUUAUAUUUGUAUUCAUUGACCGUGGAUAGUGCUACCAUAAAUGCGAACGUGCAUGCGUGAUUCGAAUUUAUACGAGUAUAUUCACGAUGAAGGAUGACCUUGCGUGGUUCCAUGCCGGAGGGAUGCUUUUAUAUUGUUAAUGUUUCCUAACUACAUUCAAGAAACCUGGUAUCAUAGCAAUCACAGUGAAUGGAUACCUUGAAGAAAAACUACAGAAACUGAAAAUUUCGUCUUAAUAUGAGCAUUCCAGGUUUCCUCUGAACUACUUAUUUUCCUAGCAUAUAUUUCUUGGGGAUGGUUCUGAAUGUUUUGGCUACCUGCCAAACUAAAGUAAUACUACCGGUGGUUUCAGAGUAAAUGCAUUUGAGUUGAUACUGCCUUGUGUAAUACAUAACACAUAGUACAGUCUUCAUACCUGCGCGGUAUGUUUACUGUGGUAAUUUUCAAGCAAACAUUUAAUCUUCACUACCAAGUAAAAAAUAUCACAAGGAAAUCAUAUGGAAUCUUUAUGCACUGGAGCUAGCUGUCAGCUGAACCUUUACGUGCCACUUAGCUUCAAUAUUCACGAUUUCACAAAAUUCAAAACAAAAUUUAGUUUUCGUACAGUUAGUUUUAUAAAACAUUUUUCUUUCCAUAAUAAAAAACUUGAAAUAAAUUAUCUUCAAUGUAUUUUGGAACUUCAGUUAUAUUUCAUUUGAGCCGCCGAGAGGGUAUAGUGGGUAGGGCAGCCUGACUGCGAUACCGAAGGGCCCGGGCUUGAAUCCCAGAGAAGGCAUGGAUGUAAAAUUGUCUGUUCCUUCAUAGGAAGUAGCCGUGGCCACCUGUUAGGUGUCCCCACAAUGAAAUGGCCACCACUUCUGGCCUUAGUAGUGGCCAAUGCUGUUAUAGAAAAGUGCCCACCAUUGGAAAAAAAGAAAAUUUGAUAUUUUAGAAAAUGUCCCAUCUUGUGUUUUAAAAAUUUUUUGCAGUUUAUUUAAUUUGAAUAUAAAAUUGAUAUUAUCUUAACUUAGUUUAAUCCAAUUAAAAUUUACUUAUCCUGCAUGAUUUCUAGUUUAUAUCACGAUCCCAAGAAAAUAAUUUUCUAUGUUUUACAAUUUUAAUAUACGAAUGCCACUAAGAAACAGAGUGUUCUGAUGAUAUAUUUAAUGUUGUUUAUUUAUAUAAAUGCAGUAUUAAUUUAGCUCUAUUUAAAAGACCAUCAUGUAUGUCAUUAAUUAUUUUACUAUUAUCCUUCAAAAUCUGCGGUUUAUGCUACUUUAUUCUUUGAAAAUUCAGCAUUUCUAAUUUUUAUAGCAAAGAGGGGAAAAUAUUAAAUGUCAUUAAUUUAGAAGAAUAUGUAAGGAAUUUUCUCCCUCCUUGCUGAGUACAUUUGGAGGCAUGUCCAGCUCGCAUUCAAGAGGUUCGAAUCCUGGUUUAGUAUUGCUGACUUUUCAUGCUUUCUGCUCCGAAAUAAACCUUAUCUUUACUGCUAAAAUUCCAAAAUUUAAGUUUAAUUUGCUUAGCAUUUAAAAUAUGAGUUAUCUAGGUAAUUCACUGGAUUUUAAAAAAAGAAUUUAUAAUGCAACAAAGUUAGAUGGUAAAUAAUGUAGUAAUGAGGUAUAUUUACAUUGGCGAGGUAACUUUAUAAAAAUGGGCUCAAAGUACAUUUUUUAUAAGAUUUUAUCAUUUAAUCUUAAUUUAAACACUAAUUAAGUUAAUUUUGCUGACAACAUAGAAAUGAAGAAUUUUAAAUUACUUGUUAAUCAAUACUCAACUGAAAACGUAGACAUUUGCUAAUUACAAACAGGAAAGUGAUAAUAACAUUUUAUAAAAUGCGUAAGGCGUAAUGUAUUGUAAAACAUUACGCCUUACGCAUAUUAAACAUUACGUAAGAAAUAACUCAAUUUUCAAAACUUCAAAAAAAUAAGUAAUAUUAUUUUGCGCAAUGAAGAGUAGAAAUGCAUUUUGCUUUCGUUAAAAGUUGUGCAAUGUGUUGUAAUGAUUCGUACAGUUGAGAGGCCUGAAAGUAAUAUUUUUAUGUGCAAAGGUAGAAUACUGAUUUGAUCACCUCGCAGUCUUACUGUAUUAUUGUUUAUAUCUAAUGAAGUAUAUAUGAAUGUAUAAUUAUUAAAUAUAUAUUUACUGUUGCACGAAGACAAUCUAGAGUCUAUAAAAGGUAAAUAUAUUGUACGUUUCAGUAUGCAUGAAAUCUUAACACAUGUGAAAACUUUAGUAUCUUUUUAAGUCAGAUGAAAGAAGUUUUAAUUUCCCUCCGUGGCAGACAAUAUUUUACAUUUCAAUAAAUUUUAUUUUGAAAUUAUGUACAAUAACUUAUAACCGAAGAUUUAAAUAUCUCCAAUGAAAUUUUCAGUACUAUUUGCAAUAAAUAUGAUUUUGAUUUAUUGUUUAAUCUAGAAAAAUAUAAUAGUAAUUCAAUAAUGCAUUGUUUAAUACAUAGUAAAUUGUGAAUAUUAAUUCAGUUUUGUUUCAGUGACAUUUUUCUUAAAUAAUAAUAAAUAAUAUUGGUUUUAAUUUGAAUAGCUUUCUAAGUCUUAGGAUUAUGUUAAUAAAUUUCAUGCUGUAUUUCAUAAAUUGUAAUAAAAGAGUGAGCUUUAUAUAACAAAAGUUUUCCAUAUGAAUUGCAAUAUUUUAUUAUGUUUGUUGUUAACAUAUGAUACAUUUGAUGCCAAAUAAAAAUAGGGUAGUCAGUAGCUACGAACUGUCAGAAAAAACUCGUGUCAUAUUUAAAAAUAAUAAUUAAAAAAACUGACUGCUAAUCUGCUGCCAUGGCAAUCUAGAUUUUUAGCUGAAUAGCGAGUCAGCGAUUUUAAACAGAACAUUUAAUAAAUAGAUGACUGAUGAGUGUAUUUCCUGCCGAGUUUUUAGUGCUUUUAUUUUCUUUAUUUUGCAUACGUUUCAUGAAAUAGAAAGUGCAGGUAGCUUAAUGAUUUUAACUCUCAGAAAAGUAAAAAAAAAAUGUUUACGUUCUUAAGAAAAAAACACUUUAUAACCCCGUUUUUGAAUUGCCAUAGUCUGAUGUCUGACAAGUUUGCUGCAUGGAUCUAAAUAGUAUUCCCGACAUGUGAAGGGCCGACAAGUUUCUUAUAUCCGAGGCUAGACAGUAUGCGUAAAGAAAACUUAUUAGUUGAAUUGAAUCAAAACAAAUACAUAAAAGAUAAAAUACAUAAAGAUACAUUUUACUGAAUAAUAUAUUCAUACAUGUAAAAACCAGAAGGUAUUUCUGUGAUUUACCUGAAUAUCUUAAGAAAAUAUAGUUUAACCAUUUAAGGCAUUUUACAGAUCCAUAUGCUUCAUGCAUAUUAAUAAUGCUAUAUAAAUAUAAACUUAUUAAUUUGCAUUUUGCAUUUUUAACAGUUUAUAUACGCAUUAAUAGUACUUAUUUUCUUACUUCUACAGAUUGGUGAACUUUAUAAUACGAAAAGAAUUUAUAUGUCAUCAAAAAUUUUAAUUAUAAAUAUUUAUUUAGAUAUAUUUAAUUGCAUUUAAUGUCGGGAACACCAAAUAAUAUGAAAAGAAGAAGUAAAUGAAAAUAGUAUAAUAUUUUAUGCAACGGUUGCUGAUUUAGUACCUAAAUGCAUAUAGGUUUAUUUUGCUUACUUAUGAAAGAUUUUAAAUCCUGUUACCUACGAACUGGUUUAAUAUGUAUUAUAUCUCAUACCAGAAAAUGGAAAUUUACCUUUAAUCUUUAAACGUAUUAACUCCUGAGAUUUUUAAAAAAUUUAAAUUUAAAAAUAUUUUUUACAAAUAUGUAUUGAUGCGUCUCACCUACAAAUUUCACAUCUAUAGAUUAUUAUGAUAGAUUAUUAUGCCAUAGAAAUGUUUUUUUUUUCUGAGUGCACUUAGUAUUUUAAAAAGAUGUAAAAAAAAGACUUGUAAGGUAUUUUCAGUGAUCUAAGUAUCGCCGAUAUUAUUUAUAAAAUGUUUGCCAAUCUAUGAUUUUUUCUUUCCUUUUUGCUUAAUUUUUAAAUACAUCUUAAAAUUUUAUAAUUUAGAAGAUAGCUGACAAAAUAUUUUAAAAGUUUUCUGUUUGUGGACUAUGUAUAAAAAAUCGUCUUGUUUUCAUUUAUGAAACUGGUAAAGCCUUUUACAAAAUAUUAAUAUCACAACAUAUAUCGAAGAGAAGGUAUGCAGUCAACUGAAUAUAAUCCAAGCGAAAAAAGUAUUUGCAUUAAAAUUUAAUAUCCAAAACAAUAUUUCUUAAACAAUAAUUUGCUAUAAAUAAACCAAAAGUUUGAAACUAAUGAUAUUCACUAUUUAUAAAAUAUUCUUAUGUUAAAUAUAUUUAUUUAUAUUUAAAACUAAAUUUAAAUUUUUGAAAAUUAAUUUCUUAAAAUUUUAUUCGAGAAGAAAAUUAUUAUUACAAGGAAUUUUUUUUAAAAACUUUAAUACAUUUAUUUAUCUUUCCUCUAUAACUGUUACUGAGCAUUAAAUAUAUCAUAUGUUUAGCUGUAAGCAUUAAAAACCUAACUAGAACCUUGGUAGCUACGUUUUUAUUCGACUUAAAAUUUAAAUCGACCUAUGUAUUUCGAGAAAUUGAAGUAUUGAUUAAAAUGGAAGUUUUUAAAAAUAUAUAGAAUUAAUCACGAUUUUAAGAGUUUUCCAGAAACUUUUUGUUGUAUAAAGCAGCACUACAUAGUGUACACAUUAAAACUCAUAUUUUUUAAUUAUUAUGUAUUAGAUUUUGAUAAUAUCAAAAAACAUACAAUGCCUCCAUUUUUGUACAAAAAAGUUUUAUUCGGUCGUAUUGUUAACAGUCAAUAGGUUUCCAGUCAUAUGGUACCAUCUUUUAGUAUGAAUAUUUUAAAUGCAUGAAUAUAUUUUUGUAUUUGUGCCUCAACUGAUUCUUCGCAAUGUUUUAUUCUUAUGAAAACUAAAGUUUUUACUCGUUAUUAAGAAAUUUCAACUGCUCAAUGUCUACUUAAGGAAUAUUUUUGUUGAAAUGUUGUGCGUAAUCUGUUAUAUAAAAGGUACGUUUCAUGAAGUAAAUGUGUCUGUAUGAAAAUCGUGUUACAGUCUGUUCUAUCUUUGCAUUUGUGUAGUUGCAUAUCAAUGUUAAAAUUUAGGUUAUAUUUAUAUACCAUUUUUAUUUAACUUUUAGCUUCCUUGUACAUAAAUUUAUUUGGCAUACAGUAAGUUCUUCUGCCCGUUUCUGAAAUGCAGUUGACUACUCUAAGUUUAUAAUGAUGAGUUCGGAUUACAAAGAUAUGAUUAAUACUGAAUAGUUUAUUAAAAGGGCACUGCUUAAAUGAUUUCAUUUAUAAUUCAGAUCUUAAUAAAAUAAUCUUUAAGUAAUGAAUAAACUUGAAAUUUAUCACUAAAACUAUGACAACAGGCAAGGUUACUGUACUAUAAGAUUUACUCUCCACGAGCUAAGACGCUUUAGGCGUGUGACAUCACUGACUCGUAAGUCUGCUGAAAAGCAACUGCUUCCUAUUGGUAUCGUUUUUCCCACUUCCCUAAGUCAAAUGAUGUUCUUGAACUAGAGCGUUGGAAAGAGCAUCAUAACCUUGCUUGCUUGUUGACCGUGCUAAGAAGAUGAGUUUGCUGAACUCGGAUUGAUAACGCAAUAUAUUUAUCUCCUUUACCAACUAAAAACCUUCCGAGGUUAUUUCUCUCUAAGCCCUAAAAUAUGUUGUUUUUUAUUGUUCUUCAGCUGUAAAUAUGGUUUUGAGUGCCACAUGUGGUUUCUAAGUCAAACUGACCGCAGAAACUCUGUAAUGUUCUGUUAUGAAAUUAAAGCGUGCAUAGUAGAUUUCGUUAAUUUCACCAAAGAAAAACGAAUCUGCCGAUGUAAAAAGACAAAAUUAAAUUUAUGAUGCAUAUUACUAAAAUUUUGCACUUACACUAUAUAGUGCUUUCCAGAUAUUAAUGAAAAUGUCAAGUUAAUUAAAAGUUAUUUUCCUGCGAAAUUUUGCUAUAUUGUUGGCCAGUAAUAUAUAUAUAUAUAUAUAUAUAUUCUUAAAAAUUAUGAAGAUUAGUAAUUCUGCAUUAUUCUUUUAUUUUAUUUAAAUCAAUAUAAUUUAAAAAUUUUAAUAAACUUUAUGCGCCUAAUUUUAUAUAGAAUGAAAGACAAAGCACCCAGUAUGAAUAUCUAAAAAUCCGAAUAACAAGAAUUCUGGUGUACAAGAAAAUUAUUCCAACUUACCACUUUCAUUGUAUUAGAGUACAAGGCAUUGCCAUUAAAAACAGGCUCAAAAUAAUUAUUACCAAGGGAUAAAAUUAAACUAGAGCUAUUAGAAAAAAGGGAGAUCUGAGUUUCGAAUGAUAUUCUAACAGACAAGUGCUUGUGAGUAAUUUUAAUACAUCCCCUUGUUUAAUUUGUUUAAUUGCAAGUUACGCAAGCCUGCAUUAUAUUCCUUUGCAGAAGAUGAACUGCUAAAAACGUGUUGUCUGAUGUGCUGUGAAUUCACAUGUUGUGAAUUUCGUAUUAAAUUCAUCUUUAAAAUUUUCUGGAGCAUCUAGUCUAGUUCAAGCUGCUAAAUUGAUGUUACCUAAGAAGAAAUAACGCAGAUUUAGGUUCUAGUAAUGACAACAAGCUUUUCAGAAACAGGCUCAACAGAAUAAUGAUGCUUAUUAGUUGAAUAAACAAAUAUUUGUUUCUACUCAUAAUAUAAAACUGCAACACAUGCAUAUAUAUAAAUACUAAUUAAUGUUUUUAAAACUAAACGGAAAAAUAUAUAUGCCCCCAUUUAAUAUUUUAAAAAAGUGGUGAGUGAAGAAGGAAACUGACGAAAGUCAUUUUUCGAUGGUCAGGAAACUAAACCAAUUACAAUGAUUGAAAACACUGCCGAAGUAACUUUGAGAAAGUUGGCAAAGAACGUUGUGUUCCAUGUAUGUUAGUCAUAAAAUACUGAAAGUAAAUUCACUGUAAUUUCAGAAAAGUUACAAAUUUCUAAAAUACAAUGACAAAUAAUUUGAAAAUCUUCGAAAUUUAAGUAGUUUCUGAUGAAAAUAAAUCUUUCUGAAAUAUUAUAAAACAUGUAGCAAAAUAUUUUACUUUUUUAAAUUCCACCAGCAUCUAAAAUAAUUCAAUGUUUUAUUAGAAAUUACUGAAAACGCCAAACAAUAUUAAAUUAAUAUUAGAACUGAAACUCAUUGUUCUAGGGAGCUUGUCAGAAGUUAACAUUCCUCAAGCAUUUGUAUGCUAAAUGAAAAUGCGAAAAAAGGAUUGAUGAGGCUUGUAUUAGCAAGUACAUCCCUGAAGUGAUAAAUUCAUUGAAGUAAAAUACAGAAGUAUUAGUGUACCGUUCUAAGAAGAUGCAGUCCACAAUUACUAAGCAAAAUGUCAACAAAAUAUUUUAAGGAAAACAACAUCGCUUUUGCACUCUAAAAUUUAUCAGGCUCGUUCACGUAAAUGUUUUAGUCUUUACUAAGAUAUUAGUGCAUGAGAAUAAAGAAAAAGCCAUAAAAAAGAGAACGCUUUGGAAGCAUUAAUCAAAAAAGAUAAAGGAUAUAGAGUUUGAUCUAUCUAUGUAAUGAUGCAGUGUCUCAAAAAGGACUUGCGAAAGAAUUGAAAUAACAAGUCAGUAUCUUAAAUUUAGUAAUGUGCGCACAAUCUCAAGGACUCGGAUGUUUUGUGUCCCUGCUUUACCUAGUAAUAAUACCUAUAAUAUGGGCAUUAAUAAAUACCAACUGAAUAAGGAUGCAUCUGAAACCGCCGUUUCCAAAAACUUCUGUCGAAUGGCGGUCUAAGUUUGCGGCUACUCUGUAUGAAAUCUAUGUUUCAGUGUAGCAUAUGGUAUACGGUCCAGUAAAUUGAUGCAUAUACAGUGCGUCGUUCGGUUUCAUUUUAUGUAUAUUUUGUUUGUAUUCUCUGUUAUUAUUUAUUUGAAAUUUGGUAGUAGUAUACUUCAAACUCAUUUUUAAUAAGUUCUUGUUUAUGUUUUCAUCCUUGGAUACUGUAGCUUCAUGACAAGUCAAUAAAAAUGUUUUUAUUUCUUGUCAUAGAAACAAAUCUAAAUCUAGUCUAAUAUGUUUUAUAGAAACUGAAUCAAAAGGUAAUAUGGAACUGAAUGACACAAAAUGUGUUUUUGUAUAAAACUAAACUUGAUUCAACUAAAAUAACAGAUUAAAAAAAGAUCUAGCUUUCCUUUCAAUAAAAUAAAAUGCAUUCCCGAAGUUUAUAUUAAUUCAAAAAUCACUCAGACAAAUGAUUACUGUAAUGACUUAAAAGAAUGUUAUUCAAAAGUUUCGUACAAUUUUUCUGAAGCUAAAGUUACGUCAUUAGAAUAGCCCAUCAUUAGAAAUUAUUUUUAUUUUAGGAAAUCAUUACACAGCUAUGUCCGGAAUGUAAACGGCGUGUGACAGCAUAGAGGUACGUUUUGGCUAAAAAGCGUUAAAAAAACCUGUGUGAUAAUGGGCAUUGCUAUGAAGAAAUAGCCUACACUCUACUCAAUAUUCUGGUUUUAUAUGGUGUGUUCUCUAAAACAGCUAUUUCAGAAUAUCUACUUAAAAUAGACAAGCAAUUUUCAUCCAGUUAAAUGUUGAUUCUAUCGUUAAGUGUUAUGAAAGGUAAUGAGGAAAACUGAAAUCCUGAUUUCGAUUUUCAAAUUUUUGGUUUCCACUUAUCAUUUGCUGUUUCAAUUUAUGAUUAUGCCGCAGUAUCUUGUUCUCUUGCAACCAUAUUAUUCAGAAAAUGUUGGCUCCUUUUAAAAGUAAUAAUUAUGUCCUUCCACAAGUUAAUGAGAUAAAUGAAUAGCUUGAUUUUACUAACUUCCUAAAUAGUUGCCCAGAGAUAUAAGUUUGACAACAAGAGUUCUUAACGGAAGAGUCCCUUUAUAAACUUUUGCUGAUUCUUAGCUGAUAGAUAACAGUGCUGUAUUUUGCCACAAAUAAUCUGUCUCCAUAUAAAAAUACCGCAAUAUACAUUUCAAAGCUACAAUUAAUAUUUUAAUUAAAAUCGCAGUUAAAGUACUUACACUAUCAAUCAUAUUACUGAAUUUUUUAUGCAUUGUUAUUGGAAUCAUCUGAAUUUAUAUAUGGCUUGUAAUGACAUUUUUAACUUACAUAUACGAAAGUGACUUUGAUCUGGAAAGCAUUAAACAUGCAGAAUAACUGCGAUAUUAUAAUUUCAUUAUGUAAAUCAUUCAAUAACUCAUUAUGUUAUGUAAGAAGAAAUGAUACAUAGAUAUUGCUUUUAUACUGGAAAUAUGUCUCCUAGCGUUAUGUAUUCUAAAUUCUCUAACAUGAAAGCUUUAUUUGCAGUUAUUACAUGUUACCUUCCCAAUUAAUCUCAAUCUUGUUCUUUGAAUAAUUGGUCCGUUACGUUAAAUAAAUAUAUUUCAGUUAAAGGCAUAGUUAUUUUCCUUCAAAUAAAACUAUGCUGAAUAAGUAAUUAUUAACCAUUCGUUUCUAUACUCACGAUUCAUACAUUUUCCUUUUAAAAGAUUUAGCUACAAUCUAGGUACUCUUACAUUGAUUUUCAUAAGUUUCACAAGCAAUAUCAAGUGAAUUCAGAAAAAGUAAAAUAUGUAGAAAUGAAAAAAGAAUUAUAAUGUGAGAGAUUAGAAUAUUUUUUUUAUUAUUUUGCUUAAAGAAUUUUAUUCGUAUGUAUUUAAUUGUUCCAGUUAAGAUUGAAAUUGUCGCCGAACCGAAAUAGGUCAGAUUUAAAUUAAUUAUAUCUAAAGCUGUUUCUAAAAUAAUAUAUUCCUGCUUUAUCAUAUACAUUUAUUCCUAUUCCGUUAUCGAUAUGUUCGCUUUUUGAUUAAGAUUAUUUAUUUCCAUUAUCGAAAGUUCUUCCAAGCGUAUUAUUCCAGCUACUAGAAAAAAUUUAGGCAUAGUUGUCUUUAUUGAAAUUUUUGAAAAUUUAUUCCAUGUUUUGUUCCUUUCAGUUUUAGACAUACCUCUAUUAAAAUGAUUUAAAGCGUUAUUAUUUAUCAUAUCUGCGUCACGUUUUCCAAGUAUUAAUUAACCUUUGAAGAUUUCUGAAAUUUAUUAUUACUUCUCUUUUAUAUUCACGCUUAUGAGCUAUUCUCACAACAGAUAUAUUUUAUUGUAUAUUUGUUAUCUAUAUACUUGGAAAUUAAAAUGUCUUUUUACCAUCAUCGUGAUGAAAACCAGAUGAAUUAUUAAUAAAGUUAUAGAAAACUUUUCUUAACUACAGCCGAAAUUUAAGCGAAUGAAUUCAAUUAAUUAUUAAAAUAAUGAAAAGUAGAAUAAAAAUAACUUUCAUGAUUUAAAAAGGCAGUUUAAUAACUUCAUAAAUUCUAAUAAACAACAAUUCAACUAAAAUUUUAAUAGCUAUGAAAAAUUUAUAAUUAAAAAAAUUAGAUAAAUAACUGAAAUAAUAAAAGCAUAAUUAACACAUAAAAAGGUUUAAUUAAGUGAACUAAACGAAAUGAAUGAAACAAAUUUCCAAACAUAUCUUCUUGUUUGUUGAAAUCCCCCUAUUCGUUUUUCAUUUCCACCAAAAAAACUAUUUAUCCAAAGUAGAAGAUAAUGGCUACAGUUGCUAUGAUAUUUGAUCUGCAUAAUACUUAAAAGAGAGAUACUGUAAUUGAACCAAAAUAAUUUUUUGGUUCCUAUAUGAUAAGCUCAGAUGCACAAUAAUUAAUUUAAUUUUCUUUUACUAAACAAUGUAUUUAUUUUAUAAAGCUAUUCAAUGAAUCAUGUAUAUUGAUUUCAAUAAAACUCUUUUAAUUUGUAGUGUGUUAUUAUCAAUAGUUUGUUAGUAGAUUUCUGUUAGUACUUAAAACUGAGUUAUUUUUUAGAUCAGAAAUUUUCAUUUUAAAUCAUAUUCUCAAUAGAUGAAAAUAUUUUUGAUACUCAAGUAUAAUAUUUUAGAGCAAUGCACUUGAGUCUUUAAUCAACUGCAUUAAAAUUACCUUUCAUGCUUAACAAUUUUAAAAGGCAUCAUAUAUAGGAUAAUUCAUUAUUCCCUCGGAUGUUUCAAAAGAUUUUGCUGCAAGUAAGUAUACAUAAAUAGUUCCUCCAAAUUUGCAGUCUAAUAAAUUAACUGUAGACUAUAUCGUCAUCAGAAUUUAUACAUUAUAUCGCCAUCAGAAUAUUAGGUGGCAGUAUACUUCAAGCUUAAUACUCAUUGGUGAUCGGCAAACUUACUGAAUUUUAGAGUCGGUUAAAAACAUAAGACGGUUGUGACAUUACAGUAUAGAUUUCAUACACAUUAUCUAGCAGAAUCACAAAUAUACAAGUCAUGAUACAUAAAAUUCAAAGAGACUGAUUGCUAAUUAUUGUACUAAAAAUUUUCGAAAUCCCAGAGAUAAUGAUGUUUAAAGCAAGACUGUAAUUUCAGCAAUUCGAAUAUUCCUAUAACAAUACCACAGUUCAGUUUUUAAUUAACCAAGCAAUUUGUGACAGAUCAGGUUUAUAACCUCUACAGUCAUAAUUAGUUUAAUGUUGUUGGAAGAAAAGAUGAUGUUAAAAAAAAAUGUUCUGAUUUGAAACUAAUAGGCACUAUUAGUCGGCUGAAAGUUUUCAUCAACAGCAGAACUUCAAAUAAUCUGGACUAUUUAGAACAAUUAUACAACUAUGUAUCGAAAACUCCAAAAAACUGAGUUGUUCUUUUAAGAACCUUUGUUAAUUAUAAUAAUGCUGCAAAUUUUUAUAAAAUUUAUGUACUGUAAAGUAAAUGCAUUUCAAGUUAUGUUAAUUAGCUACAUUAUAAGAAAUAAAAAUUUUAUGUUAAUAAGAUGUGUAAAUAAUUUUAAAGUGUUUAAUUUCUUCAUUAAGAAAUCACAGAUUGAUUACAUUUGAGAAAUUAAUCAGCCAAACGUUGAGAAUUGGCUACUUGCGAGAACGCGGGGGAAAAAAAUUGAGAAAUGUCUUAUGCCUUGUAUGAUGACAACUUACUAAUUUUCGAGGACAAUAAACUUAUAGCUGCAUAAUGUAGCAUAAAACUUCUCAAUUUUAAACAAGAUUUGCGCUAAAGAUUUCUAGCAUCAAAAUACAAAAUAAAUGCUCAUAAUUUACAACAAAAUUGUUUAAGUUUAUUCAGAAUAGAAUGAUCCGCGUAACUGUAAUUCUGGGUAUCUAGAUUUGUAUAAUAGAUAUUUUAUGGUAUACAUUAAAAAUUUAAUUCUGAAGUAAAAAGGACAUUUCUCCUUUUAAAACCGUAAAAGCCUUUUAAUUUUAUCACAUUACUUCAUAAUUAUUUAAUUAAAUUAAUUAUUUCAAUUACCACAUAAUUAAUUAAUUAAGAAUUUUAUUUACCACGCAUUUACGUUAAAGAUACAUUAUCUAAAAAUAUUCUUGUUUUAAAGUUCGAUUAUUUUUUAGGCUUUUUGUGUAUUUGAACACUUAGGAUACGCAAUUGUAUUCAUUAAUGAGAUUCAGAUAGACUUUGUAUGAAGUAUUCUUUCGGGUGUUAAAAAAUAUGAUAUUUCAUGCUAUAUUUGCUUAAGUAAAAUUUAGAAAGUAAAUUCAUUGUUUGCUAAUUUGAGUUAUUUUCUACAUUUGUUUUAGUUAUGUAAAACCAUCACGGUGUGAUUUAAGGAAAGUUUAUAUGAAAGAAGAGUCAACUUAUGUAAAAAUUUCAUUUAUGGGCAGUUUUUUACUCAAAUUUAGCAACUUUUUACUUAUUAUAAAAUCUUAAUGGAGUGUCAUUAUCGGUUUCUUUCCUUUCUUAUACAGAUAUGAAAAUCAUUCCACGCAUAUCAUUCGUUUGAAGAUGAAUUUUAACGGUAUCAAACCUAUGUCGACUUUUAUCGCUUUUCUCCGAAAGAACAUAGAAUUUCUAAUAUCAACGCUUUUCUUAAGCAUUCCACAGGAAAAUGGGUGAUAACAUAAGUGUCACUGAAAUUAAGAGGUUCUGAGUUGUAAAAUUCUUUGUGAUAUAAAUAUGAUCUAAAAUAUUCACAACAUUUAUUAAGACACUUACUCAACUUAUCAAGUUUGUGACAAAGUGGCGUAUGAACAUUCAUUAAUCUUACUAAAUAAAACAAUUAUUUAUUUAUUUAUUUAUUUUUGUGUGUGCGUGUCAUUAACCUCGUGUUUCGGAUUAUUUCCUUGUGUGUUACACGUAGAACCAAUUUUGUAACACUGCCCGUCCAGCCCAAAGUAAAUUUCGCUUCAGAAGUUCUUAAUGGGGCAGUGGUAGAGUUUCAAGUUGAAAGGUCAAGGUUAUAACCAAACUGGUACUCGACUUUUGCUUUGGAUAAGCUCGCAAAUCUCAUAGUUUGAUUCUUAGUAAUUCUGAGCGUUCUUUGUCUGAGAGGAGUAUCAGAUUUCAAAUUUUGGUUUCUUCUUACGCUUUAGUUUGACUUCCUUUUGCAAUUCACGUUUUGCUUAUAAUUGGGAGUAAGUUAUUACAAGAUGUUCCUUCGAUUCUUACCGGAUGUUUAACUUCAGAAAACAAAAUCUGCAAUCUACCUUUUAAAUACGUAUUUUCGUAAACUCACUAAUUUGAAAAGACGCUUUACUUACUCCCAGCUGCUCAGUACCAAACACUACAACUGACUAUACGUUUUGAUUACAUUAUAAUAUAGCAGCAUUACAAUAAACCACUCCAAUAUUCUCAGCAAUAGUCCUCACAUUCAAGUCCUGGAAUAGACUGAGUUUCUUCAUGACUGAGGCUGACAAAUGUAAGACUCGAUAACUUUUACUCUCAUUUACCCAUCCAUAUUUAAAAACGAACUGAUAUACCUUAUAUCAACUAAUUUAUGAAAUAUUCGGAAUGUAUAGCAUCAGUUGCUGUCUGAUAAUAAUAAGUAAGGCAUUCUAAAAAUGUUACCUUUUAUUGUAAUUUUUAGAACACACUGUAGGCAAAAUUAUGUAAUAUUUUUCAUGAGUUUCCUGAAUUGCGAUCGAAAUACACAGUAUUUGCUACAGGCCAUAUACGCCGCAACUAUCUGAAAUAAACUCCAUAAAUAUAUGUAAAGUCCUUUGCACAUUCUUAGGAAGAUUAGUAGAAUCUUCUAAAUAUGUCUGUGUACUUUCAAUCACAAGAUAGGGAUUUCUUCCAUUAAUUUGGUUAAUAUAUAAGGGUAAGCAAAUAGCUAAAGAUAUGAAACUGUUUACUUUUUAAAUACAGUAAGUUCUAGCAUUUAGCGUCAUUUCAAAUUUUGCAUAAUGUUAAUAUUGAUCUGCAUUGCUAAAACGCAUGGAUGACUACAAGGUCUUCAGUGAUACAUGCUCACUGACACUUGAUAAUUUGGUUUAUUUAAUUAUGGCAAAGCAGUCGAGGGCUAUAUACCUAAGGGAAGGGAUGCCUUCGUGGAAUUUCUAAGGGAAACUGGUUCGUACACCCAUUGCACAUGGGAAAACCACAUAAACGCCCAUGUAGCCAGGCGGUUCGCCAGGAAUCGAAUCCCGGACUGAAAUAACAAUGUUGGAAAUUAUAAAAGUAUAUAAUAAAUUCAGCAAUGUUGAUUUAUGGAUUAAAAAUAUUCCUUUUUUGGGGAGGACGACAUUUUGAUUCGGCAUUAAUUAUAUAAAAUUUUCUGUUAGUGAAGCUAAAAUUUCAUUUUAUGGCUAAUGAUUAAUGAUAACUUAAGCGGAAAUUAAAUGACAUUAGAUCUGUGUUUCAUAAAGGCAAAACAGAGUCCUGAAAAUAAGAGAUUGGGAUAUUUUGAUGAUGGGUUAAUGUAACAACAUCGUAUAGUCACCGACAUACGUAUUGAGAACACCGUAUGUCAAAAAAGUUUUCUGGAAGUACGCUGGAAAUUGGCUGUCAGGAUGGCUUGAUGUUGGGCGUUUGAAGCAGUGUAUAACUAAUAAAGUAGCCUGGGCAUUUCUACGAUAUUCUGAAAAGGAAUGAAUUAAGCGACUUUGAUGCCGGAUAUUAUAUAAUCCACAGUGUAUCCUAGACAUACCUAGACCUUUCCAUUAUGAUGGAAGUGGGUGUUUAAGGUGCUUUGAUCCUGGUCAUAUAGUAAUUACAAUAACGGAGCUGUAAAAACCUAUCAUUUGUACAACAUAAAUUCAGCUUUCAAAAACAAAUUUUAAAUAUGGAUAGAAACCAGAAAAUGCCGAGAAGAUAUUUAAGAAAUAUUUUGAUGGUAAUAACUAUUCAAAUGUAAUUAAAUAUGUAGAUUUAAAUUGUUUAAUAAAUCCUGUACUUAAAGAUAUAUUUAAUUUGGUUUACAGUCUAUAUUGGAAAUGUAUUAGUUUGGUUCAUGUCGAAACGUACCUUAUAUGCAUAUUUGCUGUGAAAACAAAGCAUCAUUUUUCUGUGUAUUCCUUGCUUGAGACUCUCAAACUUCUCUGCCAUAUAUUUACAACAAAACAAGAGAUAAAAGACAUAGUCUAGUCUGAAACUGCAUUGUAAUUAUUGUUAUAAAUAAAUAUAUUGUGC